Molecule: messenger RNA, 2180 nt
Organism: Rhineura floridana
Lineage: Eukaryota; Metazoa; Chordata; Lepidosauria; Squamata; Rhineuridae
Gene: PIH1D2
Product: PIH1 domain containing 2
Exons: 7
Coding region: 842-1783 (313 amino acids)
Biological process (GO): box C/D snoRNP assembly; rRNA processing
Cellular component (GO): cytoplasm; R2TP complex; ribonucleoprotein complex
Source: RefSeq, a predicted model, not a curated record
GAAUGGGUAUUUGUAAAGGGGGCACGGUACACCACCCGGGAUCGUGGGGAAAAACCCACCCACGAAGCUCAUCUUGGGACAGUUAUCGUCUCCCAGCCUCCCGGGGUUGUUGCGAGGAUAAAACAGGAGUAGGAGGGGAAGAAGACCGCGACCGAGCUUCGUGCAUCACCCUGACUCCCUCGGAAAGAGACCCGGGUAAAACAUAACAGAGCCAAAACAUCCUUCUUACCAACAAUCUGCGAGUCUCCCCAGCGCGCGAGUCGCAGGCCAGCACCCAUUCAUACGACCCGAGUCCCGGACUUCCCUGCGAAGGAAACUCUUCUCUUUGCUACGAGGCUGCUCUCCCGCCUCCAGGCAGCGCCAGCCCGGGAUCUCCACCACACGCGAGUGGCGCGCUCCGGGCUGAGAAUGGUGAGGCCCCAGAACCCGGAAGGCGUGGGGCGAGCGGAGCCGGGGGAAGAGGGACGCGGAGCUUUCGCUUCCGGUGGGAACCACUUUUCCUGCUUCCGGCGGUUGCCAUGGACACGGCAUCGGCUGACACGAGCGCGUAGGUUGGGCAGGAGGGGAAGCCCAGUGCAUGGUUGGAAAUACCCAGAAUAAAACAGGCAAGCAUCCUGUGUUGUUUGGAGUGAAACCUUUUGCAUGUCUACCCUGAAGUAAAUUCCACUAAAUCCAACAUAUUUAGGCUGCAGUCCAUGUCUUCUCAGAAGUAAGGUUCAAUGGGACUUACUCUCAGAUUUUAGCACUGCCACAGAAGAGUGCUAUAAAGCACCGUCAGCACCUAGCAUUCCUCUCCCGCUGCCUUGUGUUGCUGCAGCUGCCCACUGCUGAAGAGGCAAUAAUGGAGGGCCUUUGUGACGCAGAGGACACACUGGCAAGAGCAUCCCAGCUCUGGACGAUGUUGGAUGACAUGGCCAAGAGCAAUCCUGAGAGUUACCACCAGUUCAUGCAGCAGCAGCUAAAGGAUGCAAAGCAGUAUUAUGCUCCUGCAGAGCCAUACAUGUGCCUGGAGGCCCGCAUCCUGGAUCCUACUGAAAAAUCAUUGUUCGUUAACCUCUGCAGGUGGAAUCGGAUUCCAGGACCCCAGUCACCAUCUGACCCAGUGCCAUUAAGGGCUGGCAAAAUGGAGGAGGUAUCUGACAAAUCAGAGUUUUACAGUGUCAUUGAUAUUGCAUACAAUCCAUCUGUUUUUGAGAAGGGAAAGAAUGACCGAGCAAUGAAGGAUCAAUUGAUACGCCUAUCCCUUAAGUAUAUUGAGGAGCAUUACAACAUGACUCUGUUCCACUCCUAUACUAUUGUGAAAUUUCAACUGAAGGGAAGCCUGGAAAGGAUGAGACAGAGCUUAAGGAGAGAGCAGGCACCAGUGUCCCAGAAGAACCUGAGGAAAGAAAUGACACUCAACCAACUGAGAAACAUCGUAACAAAGAAAGAUAGCAGUGACCGUACUCUAUUGGAGAACAUGGUGCCCUCUAAAACGUGCCUCAUUGAAGAGAUUUCCAGUACAGAGAAGCCAGAGGACUUGUGCACACCAGCCUAUGAAGUCACCACCAGAACAGAUGCAAAUGGGAAACCUUUGAAGAUUGAACUAAAAGUUGAAUUGCCUGAGGUACACUGUGUCUCUGAGUGUAACCUAAGCAUUUGUAAGGAUGAUGUAUUGAUUGAAUGUCCUACAAAGUACAAGUUACACUUGGAUCUUCCAUGGUCUGUGAAUGAAGAAGCAACAGCAGCAACAUUUUACAAGAGAAAAAGAGUCUUGCUUAUCUCAAUGCCUGUGUGCCAAUAGAUGUUAGCUCUGUGUGUGUGUGUGUGAGUGUGUGUGUGUGUGUGAGAGAGAGAGAGAGAGAAAUGCUCACUCAGCACUUCCAAAGACUUUGCCUAGGUUAAUAUUAAAGUCUGCUGGCUGCUUGCCUUCAAAACUAUGUUCCUUAAAGCAGGAAUCUUAGCUGCCCUUUGGACAGAUGCAGAGCUCAGUAAUGAUGACUGGAGAUCAGAUAUGCCUCUAACUACAGUACUGUAACUGAACACUAAUGGAAAGUGUUCCAACAUUUAUGUUAAAUAUUCUUAUCACUCAUGGCGUUUCUGCUAUAUUGUACAAACUGCAAGAGAUCAACAACUGCAUGAAAAUACUAUAAAAGCAAUAGUAAAAAAAACCUUUACAUUGCUCCAUUAACAAACAAUAA